AUGGUAUCUCAGACCCUAGGUGUCUGUGCUACCUGCGACAAACCGGCCACGAUGCGGUGUGCUGGUUGCAAAGAUGCACCAGAUUACCUGCCUGGCGAUGCUCUAGACACUUUUUAUUGUGAUCGGGAUUGCCAGAUAAAAACAAGAGAGACUCACAAGAACAGGUGUCGCAAUUUGUCCCGGCGGAUUGCGCUUCACCGUGCUGCUAAGAUCCUCAAAACUGCGUUAUUGGCGUACAGGGAGAUGGUCUAUGACCUCAAUCUCACGCAUAUCGAAAGUAAGGACGGCAUCCUGAGGCUCCACCAAAUGCCCAAAACAAGACCCAUGCGUUGCGUGUUUCCUGGACAUCUCACCAACAACAUCGAGCAUAAGGAAGCGGCCCUUCUUGUCAAUCAAUGCACGACGGCUAUGGUACUGUUGGGUCGUUUGACUCGCAAGUUGCUCUCAGGGGUUCCUUCGACUUUCGAAAUAGUGGACCUAGAGGUGGGCAAGCCAAGGUUUCCAGCAAAGCUAUACCCAGCACCUGAAUCCAGCGGCGUGCCCCAUACAGUAAUCAUCGUUGGCCGACUAUUCGUGGGGGAGACUUGGAUUAUUGACACAACUGGCUGUCAGUACGGGUUCAAGGAGGUUCUGGUCCCAUUCAAGAGGUAUCUCGAAGACCAUCAAUGUCGGAUGUUGGGAGAACGUACCACAUAUGAUGCGACCGAAACCAAAGACCUAGACUACUACGCUGAGCUUCCUUUCAUGAACACGGCAUUACAAAAGGAGGAUAGGAAAAUUGAACGGAGGGCUCGGCUGCAUUUCGCUAAGUUUGUUGAUGGGCAAAUAGCCCCUGACAUCCUACAGGGUCCAAGUAAAGUGUUUGAGGAAAAGCGCCUCUUCUUGGAGUCCGAUUUGAAGUUACAUAUGCAGAGUUACAAUAAGUAG
This is a messenger RNA of Trichoderma gamsii, 927 nucleotides long. RefSeq lists its product as hypothetical. NCBI's taxonomy places the organism in Eukaryota, Fungi, Ascomycota, Sordariomycetes, Hypocreales, Hypocreaceae. The transcript is spliced from 2 exons. The record is from RefSeq and is a predicted model, not a curated record. The coding region runs from base 1 to 927 and encodes 308 amino acids.